Drosophila miranda is the source of this 2678-nucleotide messenger RNA. Its product is annotated as homeotic protein bicoid. Gene Ontology annotation, biological process: regulation of transcription by RNA polymerase II. The record is from RefSeq and is a predicted model, not a curated record. Lineage: Eukaryota; Metazoa; Arthropoda; Insecta; Diptera; Drosophilidae. The transcript is spliced from 4 exons. Bases 195 to 1802 code for a protein of 535 amino acids. Gene Ontology annotation, molecular function: RNA polymerase II cis-regulatory region sequence-specific DNA binding; DNA-binding transcription factor activity, RNA polymerase II-specific. Gene Ontology annotation, cellular component: nucleus.
AUAUGUAAAUAUAUAUGUAUGCGUGAUGGAUCGCAAAAUGCUGGAAAGAUAAGUCUCGAACGUAACCGGUUACCUUAACAAAUUAGGAACUAUACCAUUUUCCCGAUCCCAAUUUCAAAUUGGAAGUUGAGCAAUUAAAACGAGUGCUAAAGUGCUGCAAGCUCGGUGCAGGAGGAGGAGGAGUUGUAGGGAAAAUGGCGCAACCGCCAACAGAUCAAAAUUUUUAUCAUCACCCUCUGCCGCACACACACACACACCCGUCGCACCCCCACCCGCAUCCUCAUCCCCACCAUCAUCAUCAACAUCCGCAGCUGCAAUUGCCGCCACAAUUUCGGAAUCCCUUCGAUUUGCUUUUCGAUGAGCGAACAGGGGCCAUUAACUACAAUUAUAUCCGUCCCUAUCUGCCCAACCAGAUGCCCAAGCCCGAGGAGCUGCCUGAUUCCCUGGUGAUGCGACGGCCACGACGCACUCGCACAACAUUCACCAGCAGUCAGAUAGCCGAGUUGGAGCAGCAUUUCCUGCAGGGACGCUACCUGACCGCACCACGACUGGCCGAUUUAUCGGCCAAACUGGCUUUGGGCACGGCCCAGGUGAAGAUCUGGUUCAAGAAUCGUCGUCGUCGUCACAAAAUCCAAUCGGAUCAGCACAAAGAUCAGUCCUACGAUGGCAUGCCGCUGUCGCCGGGCCUCAAGACCAGCGAGGGAGACCCGCCCAGUCUGCAGAAUCUCACUUUGGGCGGAGGGGCCACACCAAAUGCCUUGACUCCCUCGCCCACCCCUUCGGCAACGACAGCCCACCUGGUGGAGCACUAUGGUGAGACAUUCAAUGCAUACUACAACUACAAUCAUGGCCAUGGCCAGGCUCAAGGCCAGCGCCAUGUGGGCCACGUCCAUGGGCAGUAUUCGGGGGCACCAGGACCCCAGAAUGGAGCACAGUUUUUUCAGGCACAACAGCAGCAGCAGCAGCUCCAUCAGCAGCAGCAACAGCAGCCGCCACACCACCAUCAGAAUCAUCAGCAGCAACAGCAGCAGCACCUGCACCAUCAACUGCCGCACACAAACCACGUGCCGCAUCAGAUGCAGGCCCAGCAACAGCAGCAACAGGAGCAACAGCAACAGCAACAGCAACUGUAUCAUCAUUUUGAUUUCCAACAAAAGACGGCCAGCGCCUGUCGGGUGGUCAAGGACGAGCCGGAGGCCGACUACAACUUUAACAACUCGUAUUAUAUGCGCUCGGCCCUGUCUGGUGUUGGUGUCGCCGCCGCAGCUGCUGCUGCUGCUACAGCCGCACCCGGAACAGCAUCGUCGGCCGUUGCGGCGGCGGUGUCGGCGGCGGGUGAGGUGGUGACGUCUGCCCUGUCGCCCGGCUCCGAGGUCUAUGAGCCAUUAACACCCAAAAAUGACGAGAGUCCCAGUCUAUGUGGCAUUGGCGGCCCCUGCGCCACGGCUGUCGGCGACACGGACAUAGCCGACGACAUGGACGAUGGGACGACCAACAAGAAGACGACGACGCUACAGAACCUGGAGCCGCUAAAGAGCCAUACGGUUGUGGUUGGUCUAGACAAAAGCUGUGACGAUGGCAGCAGCGAUGACAUGAGCACAGGCAUGCGGGUGCUGUCGGGUCGCGGAGCCUUUGCCAAAUUUGGCAAACCAUCGGCCGGACAGGCCCAACCACCGCCCCCGCCAUUGGGGAUGAUGCAUGACACGAACCAAUAUCAAUGUACGAUGGAUACGAUAAUGCAAGCGUAUAAUCCGCAUCGUAAUGCCGGAGGCAACACACAGUUUGCCUACUGCUUCAACUAGUAGUAUUCCCGGGGUAGAUUUAUAUAUAGACUUAAGCGAAAAACAACCAUAUCUGUUGUUUCCUGAUUGUACAAAGACCAAAUUGAUUGUAGAUAUCUGCGCGUAGUUAUUUGUAAGCCUGAAUUGUAAAUUUGUUCUUAGUGUUUUUAUGUACUAGCCUAGUCAGCAGGCGGCACAUUUCAAUGAUUCUUCAAGUAAUACUAUAUAUAUUUCUCACUUUUAUCGACAACUUUCUCUGCCAUACGUUCGUUGCUUCGUUUGUUUUUGGUUGGGUAUUCCCCCAAAAGCCCAGGGAUACCCUGCUAAAACCAAAUGAGGUGUUUUAUUGGGCUUGAACGUAUGCCAGAGAAAGUUCUUUCCCACAUUUUAAGUUCCUCAAAAGCAAAGGAAUCUCUGUACUGUAACAAAUUUUGUCAUAGCUAAAACCUGUACUUAUCGAAAUGCAAAAUGUUUCUCUUGGUUGGUAAUCAUACAAAACUGUAUUAUUACCAGCUAAAGAUUGAACAUUUAAACAAUUCCGAAUACGCCAUGACAAAAGCGUUGGCUUGUUUCGACAUUUGGACAUUCUUUCUACAAGAAAUGUCAGCAAAUUGUCUGCCAAGACAAACCAAACAUUUGUUUCGUUCUAGGAUUCUUUUACUGAAUUAUUUAUACACAUAUUUAUAUCCUAAGUUUCCAUUUGAAUAUCACUUCAAGAUGCAUUGAAAUCUGCUUAGCUUCGAUUUGUAGUUUAAGAACCACGGUGCACCAUUGUCAUAUGUUCUUUUUUAUAAGCUUUUUUGUGUGUAAAGUAAUUCUUUGGGAAUAUAUAAACAACAUAUGAUAUGCUUCCCAAAAACUAUGCCACCAGGCGCGUAUGUUAAAAAUCUUUCUGAA